UGGAAACCCCUCCAAAGCAGGCUGAGUUUUUACUGGCCAGACAAAAGAACAAGAAGAAGAUGAGGAGCAUGUUCUUCAAUCAGUCAUUUGAAACAUGUGGAGCUGUCGACGUUUAUUUUCCUUGCUCUUGUGUUGGGCAAUGGUAUCCUUUGUCGUGGGGAUGACAACUCGGCAACGCACCAAGCGGGAUACCAUUUGUGCCUUGGGAGGAAUGGAAACGUGUACCCUCUUCUGUAAGAGCAUUGGCUACAAGGACGGAAAUUGCGCUUGGGGCACCGCUUCAAAAGCUUAUGAGUGUGAUUGUUCCAAGGAGCGACGAGGAAUCCGAUGCAAUCUGGGUGGCCCGAACACUUGCCACGUGAGUUGCGUUUUACUGGGGUUCCAAGGGGGUGAUUGUUCCUCGGAAUUUCAUUGCCAAUGCGGAGGAGGAAACAAUCGGUGGGGAAAUUUGAUUGAUAAUGUCAGAAAUCGCUUCUAAGUCUUGUUCCACAAAAUAUAUACGUACACCACCGAUUCGGUGGCGAAAA
Messenger RNA from Tigriopus californicus, 527 nucleotides. RefSeq lists its product as uncharacterized. The record is from RefSeq and is a predicted model, not a curated record. NCBI's taxonomy places the organism in Eukaryota, Metazoa, Arthropoda, Copepoda, Harpacticoida, Harpacticidae. The transcript has 3 exons. The coding region runs from base 95 to 478 and encodes 127 amino acids.